ACAAAGAUUAUGUUUUCAAUUGAAAAAACAAGAAAUGUUUUUAGAAUAUCCCCAGUCUAAGGACGCCGAUGAUUCUUUUGAUUGGGAAAAACAUGAUGUUGGUAAAAACGGAAAUCAUACGAAACAUUACGAAAAAAAACUUACCGGAAAUGCCCAUACUUUAGCUGGUGAAGGAGAAACGAGAGGAUUUUCUGGUACUGAUGAUCGUAACGAUACUAUUCCUGAAUCAGUUAUUCCAAAGCGAUUACCAUCUCAAGAGGGAACAAAUGGAAAAAUGCUGCAUACACUAUCGAGAACAGUAAAUAGUAAAUAUAAAAUAAAAUGA
Didymodactylos carnosus is the source of this 325-nucleotide messenger RNA. The record is from the annotation of a GenBank genome assembly. NCBI's taxonomy places the organism in Eukaryota, Metazoa, Rotifera, Eurotatoria, Philodinida, Philodinidae.